AAAAAUGACUCCUUACACAAUUGCCUGCAUCAAGAACAGUGAAGAAUUUAUUUAUUGUAAUGUGCUGCGCUCUACCGCCCAUUUUCGUAGACGGCUGAGUCCUAGUGAUCCUGCAAUACUUAGAUAACUACUAGUGGGUUCUUACUUAUCAACUGUUACUUCAAGUUUCUAUAUAUGAUUGAUAUAUCGUUGUACUUUGUUGCACAUCUUUGCGCUUAACGUAUUAGGAUAAAAAAUUCAAUUUUUUCGCCCCACACCUACGAAAUUUUAUUACUCUGAAAUCAUUUCUAUGAUUGGAAUUUCGAGUAAAUAAGAUGCAGUUUUUGUAAUUUGCUAUUGCCAGCUGUUUCGAUGUUAAACUGUAAGCUCGCAGUUGGUACUAUCUAAUUGUAAGUUUUUCAUUCAAUUAAUGCCGGUUUGUAUUUACACGUGGAUUGUUAGAGUGUAUAUGAUAUAUUUUUAACAAUAUGUCUCAAACGAAUUUGGAGAAAUAUCAUAAACGAGCUGAGAUUGCGGAGAGGGAAAUUGAGAAAUUGAAAAGAGAUAUUCAGUUGCUCCAAGACAGUGGUUUAACUAUGUCAAAUGAUAUGGAAAACGUGGACACUGAUGUUGGAAAGUUGGAGCAGGAAAACAUUAAGCUGAAACACCGAUUGGCUAUACUUAAAAGGGCAGUAGAAGCUGAAAGUUCAAAGAAUAAUGCUGUACCUUCAAUAGAUUCAAAUACUUUGAUCAGUAUACAAGAUGCUUUGUCUCAUCUUUUUAAAGAGGCAAUUAUUGCCACUUAUCCUGAUUUACCAGAUCCACCUGUAACAAUAGCUAUUGCUGGUAAUCCUAAGUUUGGGGAUUAUCAAUGUAACAGCGCUAUGUCUAUCAGCAAGCUACUUAGUGCCCAAGGAAUCAAAGCUUCCCCAUAUGAUGUAGCUAGUAAAAUACAAUCUAAUGUCAGUCCAUCGCCUUAUGUAGAGAAAUUAGAAAUCGCUGGAGCUGGUUUCAUUAAUAUAUUCUUAAAACAAGAUUUUGUAAAAAUCCUUUUGAGCUCCUUAGUAAAAACUGCAAAGGUUUUACCACCAGUUACUGAAAAGAAAAGGGUUGUAGUAGAUUUCUCCAGUCCCAAUAUUGCAAAGGAAAUGCAUGUUGGGCAUUUGAGGUCUACCAUCAUUGGUGAAAGUAUUUGCAGACUCCUAGAGUAUUUAGGACAUGAUGUGUUGAGGCUCAAUCACGUGGGUGAUUGGGGAACACAAUUUGGAAUGUUAAUAGCACAUCUUCAAGACAAGUUUCCAAAUUAUUCGACAGAGUCUCCACCGAUAUCUGAUUUACAGAGUUUUUAUAAAGAAUCGAAAGCUAGAUUUGAAGAGGACACAGAAUUUAAAGCUCGAGCAUACGAAUGUGUCGUAAAACUUCAAAAAUUUGACCCUGAAAUAAUAAAAGCAUGGCAAUUGAUUUGUGAUGUAUCAAGAAAAGAUUUUCAAAAGCUUUACGAACGAUUAGAUGUCAAGAUAAUUGAAAGAGGUGAGUCCUUUUACCAGAAACACAUGGAGACAAUUGUUAAGGACUUGGAAUCAAAAGGUCUCCUCGAAGAGGAUGAAGGUCGAAAGAUCAUGUGGGGAGAGGAACCCAAUGUGGGAGUCCCUUUCACAAUCAUAAAAUCGGAUGGAGGUUUUACGUACGAUACAUCAGAUAUGGCUGCAAUAAAGCAGCGUGUCGAGGAGGAAAAUGCUGAUUGGAUCGUUUACGUCACUGAUGCAGGACAAUCUGUUCAUUUCCAAACACUGAUUAAGUGUGCAAAGAGAGCCAAAAUUAUAACAGAGAAACACAGAAUUGAUCAUGUUGGUUUUGGAGUAGUAUUAGGCGAGGAUAACAAGAAAUUCAAAACCCGAUCUGGCGAUACUGUGAAACUUAGCGAUUUGCUCGACGAAGGAUUGAGAAGAGCAAUGCAAACUCUUCUGGAUAAAGAACGAGAUAAGGUAUUGACAAAAGAGGAACUAAAGAUCGCCCAGAAAUCUAUAGCGUAUGGAUGUAUAAAAUACGCUGAUCUGUCCCAUAAUCGAAAUCAUGAAUACGUAUUCUCCUUUGACAAAAUGUUAGAAGACAAAGGCAACACUGCAGUGUAUUUACUUUAUAAUUUCACAAGAAUUCGUUCCAUAGCACGUACUGCUAAUGUAUCGCAAGAAGAGUUGAAGAAGGCAGCAGAAACUAAUCCUAUCACCUUGGAUCAUCCAAAAGAGUGGAAGCUGGCAAAAGUUUUGCUGAAGUUUCCUGACGUUCUUCAAAAGAUAGUGAAGGACCUUUGCCUUCAUUAUCUCUGCGAGUAUUGCUAUGAAAUAGCAUGUGCGUUUAGUGAAUUCUAUGACAAUUGCUAUUGCAUUGAGAAGAAUCAACUUAAUGAAGUUGUUAAAGUUAAUAUAAGUCGAUUGUUAAUUGCCGAAGCAACUGCUAUAAUAUUUGAGCAGUGUUUCGAUUUGCUAGGACUGAAACCAGUGUCACGGAUUUGGUGAGGUACUUGCUGCUAAGGGGGUCAGUUAGUGUGGUUAGUUGCCGGAUGGUGGAUAUAUGUUGAGCCGCAUCCCACGUGUAUCCGUGGUCCAUUAUCAAAUAGCGUUCCACU
Cephus cinctus (wheat stem sawfly) is the source of this 2605-nucleotide messenger RNA. RefSeq names its product probable arginine--tRNA ligase, cytoplasmic (gene ArgRS). Bases 468 to 2495 code for a protein of 675 amino acids. The record is from RefSeq and is a predicted model, not a curated record. Gene Ontology annotation, molecular function: ATP binding; arginine-tRNA ligase activity. Gene Ontology annotation, biological process: arginyl-tRNA aminoacylation. Gene Ontology annotation, cellular component: cytoplasm. NCBI's taxonomy places the organism in Eukaryota, Metazoa, Arthropoda, Insecta, Hymenoptera, Cephidae. The transcript has 9 exons.